Crotalus tigris (Tiger rattlesnake) is the source of this 2410-nucleotide messenger RNA. Its product is annotated as adhesion G protein-coupled receptor E3-like. The record is from RefSeq and is a predicted model, not a curated record. The transcript has 15 exons. Gene Ontology annotation, cellular component: membrane. Gene Ontology annotation, biological process: cell surface receptor signaling pathway; adenylate cyclase-activating G protein-coupled receptor signaling pathway. The coding region runs from base 1 to 1896 and encodes 631 amino acids. NCBI's taxonomy places the organism in Eukaryota, Metazoa, Chordata, Lepidosauria, Squamata, Viperidae. Gene Ontology annotation, molecular function: G protein-coupled receptor activity.
AUGAUCAUAAGGCUUCUGUUGGCUAACAGUCAAAUGGCUCCUACGAAAUGUAUUCUCUUUGUUAGAGAACAUAGAAGAAAGGAUAAAGAGGGAAAUGGAGCAACAAAAAGUAUCAGAUUGGCAAUAGUCUGUGUAGAUGAAAAAGAAUACAGUGGAGAUGAUUGCAGUUCUGGCAGCGGUGAUGAAGAUGCUUGUUUUACUCCUUCACCUGAUUCUCCCAUAUCAAAUGUCACUAUUAAUGAGAAAGUUCCCUUUUACUGCCAACAAGAUUUAAUGUGGGAAAAUAACAGUUUAACAAUGUGUGAAAAUAAACGGAAACAAGAAAAUGAUGCAUAUUGCUCGGUGAUGGGGCUUGCCUUCAAACACCUGAGAUCUCUCUGUGCAAAUGACACACCUACUGAAACUUCAUUGAAAAGCUUGGUCAAUUCCUUUGAAGACAUCACUAACAGCUCUUCCCUCUGGGGUAUUGAAGGAAAGAAACAAAUUUUAACAACUUUCUCCUUGUUAACGGAAGGAAUAAGCUCAGCUGUCCUAUCAUUAACUCUUGCAAACGGAGAACCACAGAAUGUGGAUCAAGAUUCCAUGGAGAUCCAAACAAAACUCAUCAGUCCAGAAUCUUUUAAAAAGAAUGAAGCACUCAAGUUAAAAGCUAAAGGAGAUCAAAUGGCCAUCCACCCAAGAGCAGUGACUGCCAUGAUCACAGAUCUAAUUGCUGUGGCUUUUAUAUCAUAUGGUGGGCUUGAAUCACUCCUAGGAGAGACUUUACUGUGGAAUGGAACAUUCCUGAACUUUAGGUUGGUAAGCGUUUCUGCCAUGAGCAAGAUACGAAAUAUUUCUACUCCGGUCAAUCUCACUUUUCAGCAUCUCAAGAAUAAAGUUGCCCAGGAAAAGGUUCUCUGUGUCCACUUGAACUCCGGUGCUUUGUCCGAUCGUGGUUGCCAACAGCUCUUUUCUAACAUCACCCAUACAGAAUGUAGCUGUCAACAUUUCUCCAGUUUUGCUGUACUGAUGGCCACAGUUCAUAAACAAGGAGAUCUGAUCCUCACCCUUAUUAGCUACCUUGGGUUGUCCAUCUCAGUCAUCUGCCUCUUCCUGUGUAUUGUCACAUUCCUCUUCUGCCGCUCCAGCCACAACAACAGCACCUUUAUCCACCUACAAUUGAGCUUCUGUCUGUUUUUUGCAGACCUCCUCUUCAUAAUUGGAAUAGAUAAAACAGGCAACAAGAUCCUGUGUUCGGUCAUAGCUGGAAUGCUGAAGUAUCUUUUUUUGGCCUGCUUUGUCUGGAUGUUCUUGGAAGGUGUCAAUCUCUACCUCAUUGUCAGAAACUUGAAAGUUGCAAAUUACAGCGGGGCCAGCAAGUAUAUGAAGAUAUGCAUGUCCCUCAUUGGUUAUGGGUUUCCUGUCCUGAUCGUAGCUAUUUCUGCAGCAAUUAACCCUGGAGCCUUUGGGACACUUUAUAGCUGCUGGCUUAACCCAGAUUUUAUCUGGAGCUUUACAGGACCGGUCUGUGUGAUAAUUGUGGUCAACCUGGUGUUUUUCUGUCUUAUUCUGAAGACUUUGCAUGAAAAACUGGUCUCUCCAAAUUCACAGACAUCUACAGUCAGAAAUACCAGAUCACUGAUGUUUAAGGCUAUAGCCCAUGUGUUCAUCCUGGGUGUGACUUGGUGUUUUGGCCUCUUUCAAUAUGGCUCUUUGAAAGAUGUUAUGGCAUACAUAUUCACCAUCUUCAACAGUGCACAGGGAAUCUUCAUCUUCCUGGUACACUGCUUACUCAACCAAAAGGUGAGAGAAGCUUACUGGCAUUGGAUUUAUUGCAAGAAAGACAUCAGACCCCCUGUUUCUGAGAUAACUAUGACCUCUGUUCCCAUCAGCAACCCUUUGGUAAGACAGAUGUGAGACUGGUAGAUUUAACCAAACUUACCGUGCUAGGGUUAACCUGCCUCUGGUGGCCAAUACAGGCAGGUUCUAUAUGUCCAGGACAUCAGUAGAGUCAUUUUUCCAACCCAGUUCAUUCUCACAAUGUAAACACCAUCUAUUCACAAACAGCAGGCAGUGGAAGAAAGCUGGAUUGUCUUGGACUGACUACAUGAAUUCCUGAAAUACUACUUCUAGGUCUUCUCUUCCUCUUUUGGUGCUGUGCCAGAGAAAUUCGGAAAUACAGGCAGUCAUUGUUUAGCAACCACAAUUUAUACUGGCAACUCAGUUGUUAAGUGAUGUGGUCACUAAGUGAAACUGCAACUGUGUUUACAAUCUUAUUUCAGCCUUUUGUUGCUUUACAGACCUGCAAAGGUUAUCAAUAUAAGGAUUUGUUGCAAAGUUACUUUUUCAUCACCAUCGUAACUGCAAGCAGUUGCUAAAGGAGACAGUCAUUAAAUGAGGGCAGAACUAAUCCAUUAGCUAAAAUAAUAUU